CUGACUUCAGGCAGUCUGUGGAUUGGAAGGAGCCCUACCCAUUGGAGCCUUUCUCUUUAAGACAAAAACAACAGACAACUGCAACAUGCCCUCCAUGUUUGAGAGAACUACCAAGAAAUUGGUCAAAGAGAUCGGAGACCAGGAGCUCAGACCUGUCAAAUGCUUGCUGAGUGCCACUAAGAUACGCCGAUUUUCUCUAAUACGGGGGAAGAAGGCUCGCUCUCAGUUUUGGCAACUGCCCGAUGUCCCACUUGAGGUCUCCCUCAUGCACAUCCUCGAACCAGGUUCUUCGGUCCCAGAUGCUCCUGUGAAAGUGCCUGCCGACUUCAGUGACUCCAUGGUCAGGAAGCAGCAGGCGACUGGGAACGUGAAUGCUGGGGCAGAAGCGGGCUUCUCGGAGGAGACGACUGUGUGCCGAGGGUCCUCCCUGGAGUACCAGAUUGUUAGCACCCCACACGAAACCUGGAAGGAGCUUCAGAAGAGGAAACUGCCGGACCCAGAGCCGGCCUUCCUGAAGCAAUGCCGGGAAGCAGGGGUGAACCUGUAUGUUGUGACCGACACCGUGGAGCUGCUCAACAGCCCUGUGCUGCAGGAUUUUAGGAGCAAGAAGAUCUCGGGAAAAUUCUCCACCCCUCAGGAUAUUUGGUUCCAGGGUGAAGGACAGGGAGGGGGUCUCAAAGUGAGACAGAAGAGGCUGACUGUGCCGAAGGGCUCAGUGCUGGCCUAUAAGAGGAAGCAGCUGGUUUUCUACAGUGGAGAAUGGGGCAUUUUUCACAUCACAGAUGAUGUUGAUGAUGACGAUGAUGAUGAUGAUGAUGAUUUUACCUAUUUAGCAGGUCGACUACCAUUGACAAAGGUAUUCCGGCCCGCCCCGAGGUCAGAUUUCAAGAAGCUAAAAAAGGAGGUUUCCCAGAAGGUGAAAGCGGCCGAGCUCUCGAAGGGCAGGCGGGGUGUUGUGUUCUCCAACCUCCUGGCCAUGCUUGGGCACCGCGAGGCUCUUCAGGACCUCAUGGACACGCUUGAACUGGAACCCUUCGGGCAUUUGGAGGGCCCUGGUGGCGCCAUCCUAACUGAACUGCGAAAGGACUCCCGCUAUCCAGAGGUUGACUCAAAGUUCCUCCUCCUUUACCUGCUUGAAGCCUUAAUGGUGCUGAGUGACAGCCAGCUUGAUCUGCUGGCUCAGUCCAUGGAGAAGAGGAUCCUCCUUCCGCAGAGGGACCUGGUGAGGAGCAUCCUGGAGCCUAACUUCAACUGCUUCGAGAACAUUCCCUUUACUUUCCAGCCCAAGCUCCUUGCCCCACUCCAGGGGGAGGGCUUGGUCAUUACCUAUGAGCUGCUGGAUGAGUGUGGCCUGAAGAUGGAGCUGAACAGCCCCAGGUUAACCUGGACCCCGAAAGCCAAGGAGCCCCUGUCUGCCCUCUAUGGGACCCUCUCCGUGCUGACGCAGCUGGCUGAGGCCUGAGCCCUCCUGGGGGGCAGGCCAGGGCGUCAGUCCAGUGAGGCUAGUCAGUCCUGGUCCUGCCCUUUGCUGCAAACACCCCCAGGCUGUUCUCUGUAUCCGUGAGUCUGUAUCUAUUCCACAUAUAAGGGG
Molecule: messenger RNA, 1591 nt
Organism: Eptesicus fuscus (big brown bat)
Lineage: Eukaryota; Metazoa; Chordata; Mammalia; Chiroptera; Vespertilionidae
Product: gasdermin-C-like
Exons: 10
Coding region: 86-1462 (458 amino acids)
Biological process (GO): pyroptotic inflammatory response; defense response to bacterium
Molecular function (GO): phosphatidylserine binding; phosphatidylinositol-4,5-bisphosphate binding; phosphatidylinositol-4-phosphate binding
Source: RefSeq, a predicted model, not a curated record